This is a messenger RNA of Emericellopsis atlantica, 3918 nucleotides long. Its product is annotated as Mad3/BUB1 homology region 1-domain-containing protein. The coding region runs from base 306 to 3833 and encodes 1175 amino acids. The transcript has 3 exons. Gene Ontology annotation, biological process: meiotic sister chromatid cohesion, centromeric; mitotic spindle assembly checkpoint signaling; protein phosphorylation. The record is from RefSeq and is a predicted model, not a curated record. Lineage: Eukaryota; Fungi; Ascomycota; Sordariomycetes; Hypocreales; Bionectriaceae. Gene Ontology annotation, molecular function: ATP binding; protein kinase activity.
UGCCGUACUCCGUACACCCACACCAAUUGUGGCGGUAGCUGCCCAGCUCCGUAAUGAGCCACAUUUCACACAGGCGCGCGACCCCUCCAGCCACGACACGCUGUCGCCACAGCAACAGGGUCCAGAAGGUCAAUAUUUACGGUGGUGGAGUAAUUAGCAGAACCUCGUCUGCAUGUUGAUGUUGUCCACUUGUAUUUAUCAACCACACAACACAGACGGCUCGACAGCAUCGGCCGACGCCUUGACGCGUCAGAUUCGCUUCGGCGCAGCAGUAUCGUAUUGACCACAUCAACAGCAGCAUCAUCAUGGCGCAAGACGACUCGGUCGAUUUCGACGUGAUCGAGGGACAGAAGGAAAACAUCCAGUCUCUCCCUGGCGGUCGCUCGGCGAAGAAGCUUGUUGAGAUCUACUCGCCAUCUCCUCUUCACAAACUGGCAACCCCAACCCCUUCGGACACGCGCAACGUCAACGAUUGCAUUCGCGCCGAGUAUGAGGCGGAGCUUCAGAACAUCAACGAGUCCGACGACCCCCUCGACGUGUUCGACCGAUAUGUCCGAUGGACUUUAGAUGCCUAUCCUUCCGCCCAGGCAACACCUCAGUCACAACUCCACACUCUUUUAGAGCGGGCGACAAAGACCUUUAUCGGCUCAGCACAGUACAAAAACGACCCACGAUAUCUCAAGCUCUGGCUUCACUACAUUCACUUCUUCUCUGAUUCACCUCGGGAGACUUUCGUCUUCCUAUCGCGACAUGCGAUUGGCGAGAAGCUUGCCUUAUUCUACGAGGAAUACGCAGAAUGGCUAGAGGGAGUCGGUCGCUGGGCACAAGCCGAGGAGGUCUACAAAAUGGGUAUUGAGCGUGAGGCUCGCCCCGUGCAAAGACUACUGCGAAAGUUCAAAGAAUUCGAAGAGAGACUCGCGCAGCAGCCGGAUAGCGUCAAUGAGCCCACGUCCCCCGCUCUACCGAGUGUACGGCCAGCAUUGGCGGCCAAGUCCAACCCCUUCACUGCUGCUGCCGCUUCGAGCGACCCGCAAGCUCGGCGGCCGACGAGCGGCGGACCUUCCAAGUCCACAACGAAGUCCAAGAUGGCCAUCUUCUCAGAUGCGGAUUCGAAGCCUCCUGCCUUGUCGACGAGAGAUACAGAGUCAAAGGGAUGGGAUACAAUCGGUUCGAUGGCGGAACGCAAGAAGGAGAACGAGGUGGAGAAGAAGCCAUGGGUCGGCGAGACGCUCAAGGCCGGUGGGAAGAAAGCCACGUCGGCCAAGAUGUCGGUGUUCAGGGAUCCGUCAUUAUCCCAAAUAAACAACAUUAUUGUUGUGCCUGCGAAGAACCAAACAACUGUCCAUCCCCAGACAGGGAAGCGUGAACGCAUUUAUGUUGACCUAGCUACGGUGUACCCCACGCCAGAGGAGCAGGGUACCGAAUUGAGCUUUGAGGAGGUCAUCGCCGCCAGGCGAGGGUGGCUGGACCACGUUUGGGACGAUGAGCUACCACAGGAUGAUACGCUCGAUCCUGAACCUGCGAGCCCUACGCCGGUCCGGGGCAUUGUCAAAGAUCUUAGCCAUAAGCUGGUCAUACAUCGUGACUCGGUUGGAACAGUGGAUGAAAAUGGUGCACCCAUCGAGCCGCCUCGCCCUGCUCGGGGACCGAAGAAAAAGAAACAGAUGGAGUACAACGAGACACAAAUCAUUAAAGCAAAGCUCGACUCCCCCUCUGGACCGAAGCUCAAGAAGAAGAACGUUUCGGAACCGACCAUGACACUGCACACAAGGGCAGCUACCGAUGACAUCUACGACAUUUUCAAUGCUCCCCUAAAACCAUCAGGGCAGAGCGAGGUUAGCGAAAACGAGGAGGACCAUGACAGCGAGGGCGACUACUCCACGGAUGCGGAGAGCACUGGCACUACACGCCAGGUCGAUGCGACCGAGCGGGUCGACGAGGACGAGGAUGCCAGGAGUGUGAGCGAGUGGUCCGAUUUCACCCCUCGGAGGUACAUCCCCGACAUAAGAGCUGAUGCGGACAGCCUCCCUGAUGAGGACCGCCAAUACACGCAGAUGUCAGAGCUGGGCGAUCUUGGGGAGAAUGACUACUCAAGCCCGCAGGAUGAUCUACCUCGUGCCGAUGAAGAGGACCCAGAUACGCCCGACGAAGACAAUCCAAGGACUUGGUCUUCUUUUGUGCCGGUGCCACCUGAAGAUUAUGACCCGCCCACUCGGCCUUAUAGGGACCCGGCUGAAAUAGCGAAUAAUCGUCUCCCCUUCAUGACGCCUAUCACGGAACGGACUGAGGUGUCCCUGGAGGUGAUGGUGGAAAGGAGAGAUCAGUUCAAGACGCCGUGUAAGAAAGACGGCGCCGCGAUCUCGGUUGACGAUGAUGAAGAAGCCUCAGACUUGGAGCCUAUGAGCAGUCCGAUUCGAGAGCUAAUCAGCCCUCCCAGCAUGACGCCGGCUGGUCGUCCCCUUGCACCGAAACCGGCCGUCGCAUUGAGUCGAUCGGUACCUCACAAGGCUGUCGUGUCCCGAGGCCCCAUCAUCGAAGAUGCGCAAUGCAACCCCGUCGAUGAGUCUGUGCGCAACGAGAUUCUAGCCAAAACUCAGCCGCCCUUGAGCGCAUACAGCGGGUUCUACGACCAUCGGGAGGAGAAGUCUGAGCGCAGCGGCGACAUCCGCCGGUACACCAAGGCGUUGCAAAAGCAGGCCAGGGGUGAUAAGGCAAUGUCGCCGCAAGCACCCGUGAACAUUGGGUUCCCCGAGGGUCAGGUGUACUCCAUCAAGAGAGAGCUGGGUGCAGGGGCUUUUGCACCCGUGUACCUGGUCGAGAACCCAGCGCCAUACGAGGUUGAGAAUGAUGAAAAUGCGGUGGUGACAAUGGGUAAGGGAGCGUUUGCGGUAAGCCAUCGACACACGAUCGAGGCGCUCAAAAUGGAGAAUCCCCCGACACCAUGGGAAUUCUACAUGAUGCGCGUGGCUCAUGGUCGGCUUGGACCUCAGCAUCGAGCGUCUGCUUCACUAUCCUAUGCCCACGAAAUGCACCUAUACCGGGACGAGGCGUUUUUGUUCCUCCCUUUCCAUCCUCACGGAACUCUGCUUGAUGUUGUCAACAUCUUCAGAGCCGAGGCAUCGGGCGUCAUGGAUGAGCAGCUCGCCAUGUUCUUCAGUAUCGAGCUACUGCGCACCGCUGAGGCACUGCACGCCAAAGGCAUCAUGCACGGAGACAUCAAGCCGGACAACUGUCUUCUGCGUCUCGAUAAUCUGCUUGGGGAGCAUCAGCUAGAGCGCCAGCACGCUCAACACGGUCCCCUCUCCAGUCAAUGGCAGGCGGACGGCAGUGGUGGCUGGGGCGCACGGGGGGUGACUCUCAUUGACUUUGGACGCGCCAUUGACAUGCGUGCCUUUGUGCCAGACGUCCAGUUCAUUGCCGACUGGAAGACGACGCAGCAGGACUGCGCGGAGAUACGCGAGGGGCGGCCGUGGACGUGGCAGCUUGACUACCAUGGUCUUGCGGGUACCAUUCACUGCCUGCUGUUCGGAAAGUACAUUGAGACCGUCCGCUGCGAUCAAGGUGGUAUUGGUAUUGGAGGGCGCAAGUAUCGCAUCCGCGAGUCGUUGAAGAGGUACUGGCAGACCGAGCUAUGGGGUGACUGCUUCGAUGUGCUGCUCAACCCUGGUUCGCGCCUCGAGAAUGAGGAUGGUGGCAAGAUGCCCAUCUUGCGAUCGAUGCGUGAUGUGCGGGAGAGGAUGGAGAGAUGGCUAGAGGACAACUCGGAGAGGGGCACAGGCUUGAAGGUUAUGAUGAUGAAGUUGGAGGCCCACGCCAAGGCGAGGAGGCAUUGAAGCCAGCCAGCCAGCCGUAUGAGUUCCAUGAUGGAAGAAGCGUUGUUUUGGUUUGCACACGGUCGGCGCAGCGUCUAUCUAGUUG